Molecule: messenger RNA, 1515 nt
Organism: Scheffersomyces stipitis CBS 6054
Lineage: Eukaryota; Fungi; Ascomycota; Pichiomycetes; Serinales; Debaryomycetaceae
Product: Uga2p
Exons: 1
Coding region: 1-1515 (504 amino acids)
Biological process (GO): GABA catabolic process
Molecular function (GO): succinate-semialdehyde dehydrogenase (NAD+) activity
Source: RefSeq, a predicted model, not a curated record
AUGCUUAAGGUAUUCACCCGACUGGCUCUGUCGAAGCAGGUGUUAACUCAAUUCAAGAAUAAGGAAUUGCUCAAGUUCAAAGGAUAUGUGAAUGGAAAAUGGCUAGAAAGUAACGACAAAGCUACUUUCAAGGUAUACAACCCAGCCCAAAAAGAUGGCCAAUCUGACGAAAUUGCUGAAGUUUACUCUUUCUCUCCAGAAGAGUACGGUACAGCAAUUGAGGCUGCCCAGACAUCGUUCAAUUCCUUCAAGAAGACUACAGGAAGGUACCGUUCAGAUUUACUUUUGAAGUUGUACGAUUUGAUGCUCAAGUACGAAGACGACCUAGCAACUCUCAUAGUUCUUGAAAAUGGAAAGCCGUAUGCUGAUGCUCUUGGAGAGGUCCGAUAUGCUGCUUCGUUUUUCCAAUGGUUUGCCGAAGCUGCACCGCAUGUCACAGGAGAUGUAAUUCAAUCAGCCAAUGCCUCUGCUAGGAUACUUACAAUGAAACAGCCUAUUGGUGUGUGCGGAAUUCUUACACCUUGGAACUUUCCCUCUGCAAUGAUAACAAGAAAACUCGGAGCUGCAAUUGCUGUAGGAUGUACUAGUGUGAUCAAGCCAGCUUCUGAAACCCCAUUGUCUGCUUUGCUGCUUGCCUACUUAGCCCAUGAAGCCGGCUUUCCUCCAGGUGUAGUGAAUGUCUUGCCUACUCUGGAAACUUCAAUGGUAGGAAAAUAUAUCUGUGAGCAUCCUUUGAUCAAAAAGGUCUCCUUUACAGGUUCCACGAAUGUCGGUAAGCUCUUGAUGAAUCAGCUGUCGUCGACACUUAAGAAAUUGACAUUUGAGUUGGGAGGAAACGCGCCAUUUAUUGUCUUUGAAGGCAGCGACAUAGACAAGGCAGUGGAUGGCGCAAUCAAGGCUAAGUUCAGAUCCAGUGGACAAACCUGCGUUUGUGCCAAUCGUAUCUACGUCCACGAAUCGAUAUAUGACGAUUUCGCAGCCAAAUUUGUAGAAAAGGUUCAGCAAGAAACCAUUCUUGGCAAUGGCUUGGAUGAAAAUGUAACUCAUGGUCCCGUUAUCCACGACAGAUCUCUUGCCAAAGUCGAGCACCACGUAACAGAUGCAUUGGAUAAAGGUGCAAAGCUUCUUCUUGGAGGGAAAGCCCGCCCUGACAUAGGUGACUACUUUCACGAGUUAACUAUCUUGGGAGAUGUCACUGAAGAUAUGGCCAUUGCUUCUGAAGAGACAUUUGGACCAGUCGCUCCAUUGUUCAAGUUUAAGACAGAACAGGAAGUUCUUGAACGUGCAAAUAGUGCCGAUGUAGGAUUAGCAGGCUACUUCUACUCACCAGACAUAAGCCAAGUCUUCAGAGUCGCAGAAGAACUUGAAGUGGGAAUGAUUGGUGUCAACACUGGUUCAAUUUCAGAGGCAGCCUUGCCAUUUGGAGGUGUUAAGGAGUCCGGUUUCGGUAGAGAAGGUUCCAAAUACGGCUUGAGCGACUACUUAGUCGUCAAGAGUGUAGUUGUAGGAGUUUGA